AUACAUAACAACCAAACCUUAGCUAUUACGCAGUUUGACAAAUGCAGCCUUACAGUAGGCUUAGAGUGAUUUUCAUUUGAUCAUUUGAUUGAGGCUUCCAGAUGUCAUGUUACUAUGUGAAUACUGUGGGGAUGAGAUACUAUCAAACUCACAAAGUGUAACUGUGUACCACAAGGAUGAGGAAGUGUUUUAUGAACCACAGGGUGAUGUUAUACCAGAGGAGUGUGAACAUGUAACUGUGUGGGUACAUGGUGACAAUGUCAUAUAUACCAGAUAGGGAAGCAACGUACCAAGAGGUUAUGAAUCCGUUUCUGUCUAUGCCAAAGAACAAGGAUUAAUAUAUUCUAAGGAAAGUACAGCCCCAACUGGUUUUGUCCCUGUACUUGUUUAUGCCAGGAACGAUUUCGCAUCCCGCACCAAGAAAUCAAAACCUAAACAGAUCGUCCACACAACGUGUCUAACUGAACAUAUUCCACGGUGUGAGAAAGCAGUUUGUGAAUUUUUACAGUGUGUGUCUUCCUCUGAAAACAUCUUGCCUAUUGGGAUCCACGUUAAGUACCUGUUUGGUAUAGGACGAUGGGAAGAUAACAAAAAGAAGAAAAGGGAGAAGAGAGAUCGCAAACUCGACCAUUUUUUGAAAAAAGUAUCAGCGCUGCGCAACUCAAACGCUGGAUAUAUACUGAUUCAUCUUGUAGGUCUGGCCCCCGGGGAUUCUUUUACUGGCGCAUUCCAUGAGUUUGUGGAUACAAAGCUUUAUGACUUGAUUCAUGAUGGUCAGUUAUUUACUGAUGUUUACCGGAUGGUAAAGCUAAGUGACCACAGGGAGCUUCUUAAUUGUUAUGACUUCUUAGCUCUUUAUGUCAGUGCUUCUUCCAUCUUGACAACAUCUGACUUUAAUACAAAGGUUGCACUUGAUGACUGCAUUGUGGAUAUUUCUGCGGAUACACUGCGGACAUUUAUCAGAAGAAAAGGAGAAUUCGAAAGAACAUUCAGCUCACUCCCUUCAGAAAUACAAACUGUAAAUGAUGUUACAAGUUUACAUGAAAACAGGUCAGUUCAAAUGAAAAGUCACUUUCUUCACAAGAAAGGAGAUCAUGAUAUAGUUGCUUACAUUAUUAAGAGUCUUAAACUUUCUGAGUACAUAAGUGCAAUGAGCAAACUUCAAAAGGGUGGUUCUUUCCUAUAUGGUGUAAAAGAGGAAUGGGUUUUUAAAACGGAAUAUGGAUACGAGUCUAAAGAGAUCCGUCUCCAGCCUGUUUGUGUUGAUGAUCAAGACUAUCUAAAGGAUACGUUGAAGCAGAAGAUUUACGAGACUGUUCUUGUGUGUGACUUUGUUGGAAAGAAAGUGACUGAUGCACAUACAGUAGACAUUCGUUUUAUUCCUUGCUCGCCAAAGGUCACAGAGCUUUGUUGCGGUGAUGAACUUAGAAAUCACAAGUUAGAAACAGGUGGACAGUUUAUUAUACAUAUUUUAGUAAAACACAUGAAUGGUGUAGUGUUUUACGAUCAACGGGGACCAUUGGCUUACAAAUAUGAUCCCGCAAACAAGUCAGUCACCCUGAUGGAAAUCCAUGAAUGGUUCCAUGCUUUCACAAAGCUGCCUGAAAGCCAAGCGUAGCUGAUGCAGUGGAGAACAAAGACGGACCAAUCCAUGUCCUCGUCAAAAUGUCGAAGCUGCUGAAACAAAUCGCCAAAGAGGAAGAGCAUGACUUUACUUUAGCAACAAACGAUUUCUUCCGAGCUGACUUGAAGCACAUUGGAAACGGCAUAUUUGAGAUCAGGAGACACUUCAUUUUUGAAGACGACCGAACCGUAACACCACGCAAUCUUGAAAACUCUUCAGCAAAAGUGAAAGACUGUCUCUUGGAACUUGUAGAAAACCAUGCAUUUGUCUUAGGAUUGGAUACCAGGACUGAUAAAGAUGUAGACAGUACGAACCAUCCAAAGACUGAGCCAUGUUCCAUGUUCUUAUCAGAAACAUUAUCAGUGGCUCUGGAUUUUACCACAUCACCUCGUCCAGGUAAUUCCGUGUGUGAUGUGUUCAUCGUCUUCCCUACUAAGCCAUCUGUGGUCCUGUCACUCGUUGAUGGUGAUGAAGAGUCAAGGGAAGCGUUGGCAUACAACACGUCUGUGGCGAGAGGAGUGAGACAUAAACUCAUCAGAUUCAUGGAUGAAGAUGUGAACUCAAUACAUGGAGUGAUCAAUACGUCGACUCUCAAGGAUAGUGUCGCAUUCAAAACUCGCCUGAAGGUUUUGGCUGAGGAUUCAUCUUAUUUUGUUCCAAUGCGUUCAUUGUUAAUGAAUCCUAGGAGAUAUGAUAGAGUCCUUACAGCGUUUUGGGCAGGUAUUGCUGAGACAAAGUCAGUCCUAAACGAAAAUGGUGAAGGUGAUAACUGUAUAAGAUUUCUCACCAAAGAACAAUGUAUCAUUCUGGUGGAGAACAUCAACAGUAAGGAUGUCCAGGUCCGGUGUGUACCAGGUAGCGGGGCAACGACUCUGAUGCUGGAAGUGGCCAGGAGACUGAGCAGACUGGGGGACACUCUACUGGUGUGUAGGUCACGGGAAGAGAGGGACAGACUCAGGUCAGCAUAUGCAUCAGUGGUAUCAGUGAACGACCUCAGCAAACUGGAUCUGUCCCCAUAUAUGAACAUUGUUGAUGAAACAAACAGUGUGACACCGGAAACAAGACGUCACCAUUGGCAAUUUGCAACUUAUCUAACUGAUAUCAAGGAGCUUAAGUGCAGAAAGUGGAUUGUAGAGAGGGAAAUUGACAGAACGGAGAAACUAAUGGAUGCACUUACUAAUGAUCAGUGGAGUCGAAGGAUGAAAUAUCUAGAAGGAGACUUUGAUGUGCUGAUAUUGCUGUCGGAGAAGCUCAGACAAAACAUUGUUUUUCAACAAAAUAAGUGCAGUUCAGAGAAAAAGCUACGUGAACCAACAAGAGUGAAAAUUUUAACUCACCAAGGACCGGCUGUACAAGAAGCGGAGCUGGUUGCAUGGCAAGAACGAGUGGAACAAGAAAAGAAUGUUUUUCCUCUCCUACGAUCGGUUAUGGAAAAGGACAGAACCAAUCUCAUCUAUCAAGACAUUAAAUUGGCUCAUCUAAACAAAGCCUCCAGAGAAGGAGAAGAGAAAAUGAAGGACUCGUCACAGAGUUCUGAAUCUAAGUUCUGGAACCAACAGAACACAGCUCGUGCAUUUCAGGAGUCGUCGGACGAUGCUAAAGAUGGAUGGGAGCUACAGCACACAGAUAACGUAGAGGCAGAAGGGCAUCCUGAGAAGAUCCCUGAAACGAGGGCGGAAAAUAAAACAGGAUCUUCUUCAACGGAGAAGCUGAACGAUAUCCACACUGAGGACAGGCCGGAACUCCAGGACACAGAUGUUGGCGAGGCAGAGAGUCGUACGCAAGAGAUUGAAUCUCUAAAUGAAGAAUUGGGCAGUUUAAAAUCGAACAGAGAUCACAAAACGAGACAACUCGACAAACUACAAACUGAUGGUUUGACACACGUUGAGUGGCAGAACUCUAUUGACUACUUGAUGAGGUACCCGGAAGUUCUAUCCCUGUUUAAUGUGGAUCUGUCAGGACUGGACAGUGUUAGCAUUUUCCAUCGAGAAGACCAAGAUAAAAGCAACCUGCAAAGAAGAAUGACACACAGACAAAAUACAGUCUCCUUGAAAGACUCAAAGCAGAGGUUCUCUGGCGCAACAUCAAAACUGGUUGUAGUGGAAAGGGAAGCUGGAUACACUGCACAAGAUGAACGUCACAGUCCCUACAGGUCUACAGGUCUUAUUCAUCUUUUGAGGAGGUACCAGCUGGGCUCCCUGAAGGAAAGAGAUUUGACCACACUUACAUUUGAGGUGAUGGCAGAAGACGAGCAGCGACUCGCGGAUCUGACGGCAAAGAAUGCCUCCUUAGAAAAAGAUUUUGGAAGCACUGUACAUAUUGUUGGAGCUGAAUGCCGGCCUGAAGCUAUCUCAUGUCCUAAACGUCACCUGGACGCGGCUGGGGCCAACACAAGAUACUGCCACGUAACUACAGACGGUCAGCUGGUCAACUCGCGGCUCGCCAUACGGUAUAAGAGGCGGAACAGACUACAGAGGUACUGGGGGACCUGUAGCUCCCCCAUCCCCCUUCCUCCACCCCCCUCCACCCUCAACCCCCACCCCACCACAUCAACAUACUGGGAGACAGAGACCAGGGUGCGGGUGGUGGAGGGAGUGCCGUGGUAUGUCCUGGAGAUUGGGGUUGUGGAGGCAGGACAGGUGGACAGUGAGUACUGUGUUUCUCUACAGCGUCGCUCCUGGAGUGUCAGUGUAGACAGAUGUGACAGACACAGGGAGAGUUUCUGUACCACGGUGUGUCGGGAGGGGGUGCCGGGCGAGUGUCACCAGAACACCAUGUCCCGCACUCCCGGCGCACAGGCCACCCUCCACUAUGGCGUGGUGCUGGAUGUGGGGAGGGGGAGAGUGGCCUUCAUUGACUUGGACAGGGGGAUUGUUCUUGGCAAGUAUGAUGAGGUGUUCCGGGAGCCUCUUGUCCCCAUGUUUGGUGUUGGGCGGCUGUCAUCCCUCCGCUCUGUGGCGAUGAGUCUGAUCAGCGGUGAGGAUGUCGACAUGACAGACACCAAGAGGGCCCUCGUCUACCAAGCGCUGAGAUAGGAAAUAAACUGGUUCUGUAAAGUUGUCUGUGUAACUGAGAGAUUUCUAUCAACUGUUUCAAUGACAGGCGAGGAAAGUGAGUGAAGCGGACAUAGAAGUGUUCGGUUUGUGUUGUGUUUGUUGUGUACAAAAUACGACCAAGUUCUUCACAUGUCUGGUUUCACUACUUUCCUCGUUUCUCAUGGGACUGAAAUACAUUUUAAAUACUCACAGUAAUAUUGUUAUGAUGAAUCUAUUGCUGUAGUUGCUGAAAUUAUGUCACAGCAACAACUUUCUGAAAUGUGAUGUGACACAGGAGUGAGUGCACAGACAAAAUGUAAAAUUUCUUUCAAAACAAGAUUUCUUCUGCUUAUAUUGAUUUAAUACUAUAAAAUUAGUGUUUUAAAUCCCCACAUGACUAUUGUUACGAUGAAAUUAUUGCUGUAGUUGCUGAAAUUAUGCCCAGACAAAAAUGAGCACAGACCAAAUGUAAAUAAAAAGUUGCUUCGAAACAGAUUUCUUCAGCAUAUAUUGAUUUAAUGCCAUAACAUAAUUAAUUCCAAACCACACAUUAUACUGUUUAGAUGGGAUUGUUGAUGUAGUUGUGGAAACUAAACUGCCACAGAAAAUGAAAGUCAACCUCAAUGUCUGAUUCUGGCAAAAUGUUUAACAAACAAGAAAUGAUUAUUCCACUGUGAUGUACUUGAUACAGGGAUCCUGGUGGUGUUCUGUACCUAGUCACGUAUAUGUGUAAUUGUAUAUGUUUGUUUUGUUUGUGUGUUUGUUUGUUGUUUAACGCCGCACUCAGCAAUAUUCCAGCUGUAUGACGGCGGUCUGUAAAUAAUCAAGUCUGGACCAGACAAUCCAGUGAUUGACAUCAUGCGCAUCAAUCCACGCAAUUGGGAUCAAUGACAUGCAUCAACCAAGUCAGCGAGCCUGACCACCCGAUCCCUAUUAGUUGCCUUUUACGACAAGCAUAGUCGCUUUUUAUGGCAAGCAUGGGUUGCUGAUGGCAUAUUCUACCCCGGCAAUUGUAUAUGUACAUGUGUGACAUGUAGAUAUUGAGACCACAUAUUUAAUUUAAUCUAUAUAGUCAAUAUUUAUUUAGUGAGGUAUAUAAAAUACUGACCUGCACAAAAAAUGUUUGUUUAAAUUAAAUCUGGUGAAUAUCUCAAA
Messenger RNA from Haliotis rufescens (red abalone), 5814 nucleotides. RefSeq lists its product as uncharacterized. The coding region runs from base 1666 to 4659 and encodes 997 amino acids. The transcript has 23 exons. Lineage: Eukaryota; Metazoa; Mollusca; Gastropoda; Lepetellida; Haliotidae. The record is from RefSeq and is a predicted model, not a curated record.